AUGUUUCGCUCUCCACAAGUUCUUUUUGUGGUUCUUUCAGUUUUCCUUCUUCGCGUUCCAACCAAUGCAGCUCGAUCUUUACCAUACAAAAUUUCACAUAGUGGGUAUGGAAAAAAGGUUGAAGAUGAAAAGGUUGUGCAAUUUUCAGAGGCCCCAGAAUUCAGAAACCAGCAGAUGUGCCCUGUAAUUGACAGAGACAAUUUAGAAAUGGCAUGCGACUCAUCAUUGGUUCACAUUGCCAUGACUAUUGAUUGGGACUACUUGAGAGGAUCAGUAGCUGCAAUCCACUCUGUUCUCAGACACACUUCUUGCCCAGAAAACGUGUUCUUUCAUUUCAUUGCCUCAGAUUCGCGGUUAAAGAACAAGGAUGACUUUGAAGGAAUAGUUCAGUCCACCUUCCCUGCUCUGAGGUUCACAGUAUACGUGUUCAGAGAAAGUCUAAUUAGAGAUCUCAUAUCCCCGACAAUACGCCAAGCUCUGGAGAAUCCGUUGAACUAUGCUCGAAGUUACCUGGCUGAUUUGCUUGAGCCCUGCGUUGAACGAGUGAUCUAUUUGGAUUCUGAUGUUAUAGUUGUUGAUGACAUCCAAAAGCUAUGGAAGGUUUCACUGAGUGGGUCAAAAGUCAUCGGAGCUCCAGAGUAUUGUCACGCGAAUUUCACUAGAUAUUUUUCUCAUGAAUUUUGGUCCAGUCCUGAGUUCUCAGAGGUGUUUGCGGAGAGAAGGCCUUGCUAUUUCAACACGGGGGUGAUGCAAAUGGACUUAGCAAAAUGGAGAAAGGGAGACUACACAAAGAAGAUUGAGAAGUGGAUGGAGAUUCAGAAGGAAAGAAGGAUCUAUGACUUGGGAUCUCUGCCUCCAUUUUUGCUGGUUUUUGGAGGAGAAAUAGAGGCCAUUGAGCAUAGAUGGAACCAGCAUGGGCUUGGAGGAGAUAAUGUGGAGAAUAGUUGCAGGAGGUUGCAUCCUGGUCCAGUAAGUUUGCUGCAUUGGAGUGGUAAAGGGAAGCCAUGGUCAAGACUUGAUGCCAGAAAGCCAUGUCCUAUUGACUUUGUGUGGGCACCUUAUGAUCUCUACAAACCCCAAGCUCACCUGCUUACGUGAUAACAUAAACAUUAGUCUAGGACUAAUUUUUUGGAAUUCAUGUGUACAAACAAACCGCCAAGAUUCUUUAAUUUGUAUGUAGAGGGAGAGAAGAACAUAAAGAAACGGUAUAUUAUGUAUUUUAUACUGUUUUCGAUGCACUGAGCGGUGUGGCAAUAUUAAUUCAGAGAAUCACAUGGCUGUGUGUUGGAUGAAUCCGCAGCAUAAACGCGUUAUGCACAGAA
Molecule: messenger RNA, 1322 nt
Organism: Prosopis cineraria
Lineage: Eukaryota; Viridiplantae; Streptophyta; Magnoliopsida; Fabales; Fabaceae
Product: probable galacturonosyltransferase-like 10
Exons: 1
Coding region: 1-1098 (365 amino acids)
Cellular component (GO): Golgi apparatus
Molecular function (GO): glycosyltransferase activity
Source: RefSeq, a predicted model, not a curated record